UGUACAUCGCGUACAUCAGCUGCUUAUCAUCUAUGAUCAGCUGUGUUAAAAAUCAAAAUGGCUCGGGAAGAAGUGAGAGUGCCAGAUUCUUUGUACAAUUUAGGAAUUUCGGCAGUUAUUGGUAGCUAUCAGAGUUUUAAAAAUGAACUUCGUAUACUGCCCGACAACUUAAUGUUUGACUUAUAUUACAAGUUGUAUAAAGAAAAGAGGCUAUGUCUACUUGGACUUGAGUUCAGUGAUCUGGAUGUCUUUAGUCGAGUCCUGAGGAUUACAAAUAGGCGCAUGUUUCUAUACAGAAGUUUUCAGGCUGUAAUGGAUCAUGGUUCACGUGUAGCUAAAGAACUUGUUACUGCCUAUGGAAGGAAAUGCAGCAUGUGUCUUUCUCAUUCACCUUUAAGGGAUGCAACAAUUGAUACUGGACUCAGAUUAGGUGGUUUCCUAAGUGAUGCAGGAUGGUUUGCUGAAAGUGAAAAGGUUCUCCUAGCAUGCCAAGAUUUAUGCCAGUGUGCAGAGCCAACAGUCAAAUAUUGGCGUAAAUUACUUGAAUGUUACCACAAGCUUCUUCACACUCAGGCUGCCUUCUGUCACUUUGAUGGUGCACAAAUAACGUAUCGUCUAGCAUUGGAACUUGUGGAUAGGCUACAUGCAGUAAAUGAGGAAACAAAUCUUGCUGGACUUUUUGCUGAGUUCUCUGUUUUACACUUCAGUAGGAGUGAAUAUGAUGAGGCUUACAGGUGGAGUGUAGAAGCAUUAAAAGAAGUGAAACCAGGUCUUCCCUCUCGUGUUACCAUUGAUGUUUUACGUCAGGUGGCAAAAUCAUGUGUGGUGAAAAGAGAGUUUAAGAGGGCAGGACUUCUGGCCAGACAAGCUGUAUGUUUGGCAAAGGAAGUCUUUGACAAGGAGCACCCAAAAUAUUCAGACACGCUAUUAGAUUUUGGUUUCUUCUUGCUCAACUUUGACUCCAUUAGGCAGAGUGUUGGUGUGUAUGAGACUGCUUUGGAAAUUCGUAAAGCAAUAUUUGGCAAGUUCAAUCUAUAUGUUGCUAUAGCUCAUGAGGAUCUGGCCUAUGCACUCUAUGUGUAUGAAUAUAGCUCUGGAAGGUUUCUUAAAGCUCGUGAUCAUGCAGAGAAAGCCAUACUCAUAAUGGAAAAACUGCUGCCAGAAGAGCAUCUUAUGCUAGCAUCAGUGAAAAGGGUUAAAGCUUUAAUUCUGGAAGAAAUAGCACUUGACACAAUGCCCAACAGUUCAGGAAUGCAUGCCCUGUUAUCGAAGGCUGAGGAUCUACACAUGUCUGCCCUGAAGUUGGCCAUGGCAACCUUUGGGGAGAAGAAUGUUCAGACAGCAAAGCAUUUUGGGAACUUGGGACGCCUGUAUCAGAGCAUGAAGAAGUUUCUGGAAGCAGAAACAAUGCACUUGAAAGCAAUUUCAAUAAAAGAAGAGCUGCUAGGAGCAGAAGACUAUGAAGUUGGGUUAUCUAUUGGCCAUCUUGCCAGUUUGUACAACUAUCACAUGAAGAAAUAUAAGAAGGCUGAGAAACUAUACCUUCGAUCCAUAGCCAUCAGCUUGAAACUGUUUGGAGAGAGUUACUCUGGUCUUGAAUAUGACUAUCGAGGUCUGGUUCAUGUUUACCAUGAACUGGAGGAUGUUGAGAAGGUAGCUGAAUACACAUAUAUCCUUAACAACUGGAAACUUCACAGAGACUUGCAUGCUCAGAGAGAAGACCCACCCAUUGACCAAGAAGAGGCACCACGAGCAAUAGAAGACAUUGCCCAGCAGUUCUUUAAUUGUGAUUAAAGUGACUGUGUGCCACUUCUGAUAGGAGAGGUGAUAAGCUGCUGUGAAGGAUUACCAGCAGUGAAGUAUAUGGAGUCCAUUUGCAUUUAUUUGUGGUAUCUUAUAGGCCAAACAGCAUCAAAGCACUGAACAGUUGUCAGUAUUUUAUAAGCUGUAGUUUGUUACAGGAAGUGGGAAGGUGUCAUGCUGUAAGAGUUUGUUUCACACAGUAAGUGUAUCCACCUCAAAAGAAAUAUUUGAACUGUAAGCAGUUAAUGAGAUACUGAUUUUUGUUACCCGAAUUGUGCAUGGUUUAUGAAAAGGCCAGAGAAGUGGCAUUACUGACACUGAUUCCAGUCUUUCCCUGACAGCUGAGGAGGGACAGGACCUUCUUAGUUCAUCUCACAGUUUUGCAAUAUGAUCUACGCAUUGAGUCAGUUUUUUUUAAAUAGAUUGUGUAGUUAUUUUUUUUACUCAGAUAUUUAUUAAAAUGUAAUAGUAUUAGAUAACUAGAAAAAUCAAAUUUUAUGAAAAAUUGGAAGUUCAUGGCAAUAGAAAACCACAAAAUUGUCUUACAAGCAUUUGACCAAUUUUUUUGUUGGCAUAUGAUUUCAUUAUUUUUAACUUGGACUGUCACAGAUUGAAGGAAGUUAUUUUAAUUAUGCAGUCAUGUUGGUAACUAAUGGCAGUGUUCAACAAUUGAAGUUUUUAAAUUAUCUUCAUAAAUAUUUGUGGAUAGUGCUAUACAGUUUGGUUUUGAUUUUUAGAAUUCACAAUUUAUAUCAAACUUCUUUCAGCUUGUAAAUACUGCUGUCAGUUAAAUCUUGUAUUCCAUUGAUAAGAAGAGUCAUGUUGUGUUUGAGUACAAAAUUUCAACACUAAUAAUGAAGUGUGCGUGGCAGCGGAAGCUCUUGUGCCAUGAGUUAGAGCUGCAUCAUUCUGGUUUUCUAGUAUCUAGUUCAUGUGUUGCAAAAUAGGAUCCAAGAUGUAUACAAGUGACAGAUGCCCGUGUGUGAUUUUCAAAAGUGAAUAUUUGUUAAUUUACUGGGAGAGAAAACUGAUCAUAUCCUUGAGUGGUGCCAUUUUACACUGCAUAACAAUUUUUUGCUUAACAAAGCUUGAUAUUUUAAAACUGCUCAACAAAGAAUCAUGCACCUGAAGUUACACAACUUUGAAUAAUUCCCUGUUAAGUAAUUUAACGUGAGGAAUGAAUUUUAUGUUGAAAAUUUAUAACACUUUUAGAAAAUUUGUUUCAGAACAGGAAAAAAGCAUAUUGUCACAUAUCGGGGGUUAGCAUGACUAAUGAUAAUGGGUUCUGGAUUUUACAGUUGUGUUCAUUGGCACUUCUUUACAAUUACAAUCAGUUUAUAACAGCUCACACAUUGAACUCCUUCUGAACGUCUGUCUGUCUGAUGGAUCUCUCUCUGCUUUCUGAAUUUCGGACUUGUCUGUACUGUCUCGAAUUCACGAAUCCACUGCCUUUUAUAACUUCCACACAGCCUGAAUAGAAGUCACCAUGUCUUACAGUUUCUCUCUUAUUCUCUGUUUUAUCUGUUACCAUGAAACAUGCCACGACACGUGUUUUAACAAUCCGUUGCCUAGUUAUGGGUUAUUUUAUCACAGUAUGUUACUCAAAUUAAGGAUGGCAGUAUUUCAUUUCAAGUUCAAAGUGUCCAUGAGUCACUCAAACAGUUGUUGUCACAAAAGUGGGUCAUAAAAAUUCAAGUCAGUAAUUUAACUGACUCCACAGAGCCAGAGUCCUGCUUGAGACGUCACUCAACUACUCAAGAAAUUCCGCUCCUCGUGUGGAACCUUGUGGCUCUGUUUACAAAAGCUUGUCACUAGUGCUUCCUUUUCUGAGCCAGAUAAAUUCAGUCCAGAUCCUCUCAUCCUGUUUUUUCGACAGCAAUAUAUUUAUGGUAUUAAAAAUUAUGUACUAGAGUAUAUUAAUUCUGUAAGAAACUGAAUCUGCUUUAUGUCUUUCUUUUGUUCUCUCUCUCUUUUUUGCCAGUAACUGACCAAAAUCUGCUAUGACUAAAUUGCCAUAGCCGAAGUACAUGUGCAUAUAAGGCUUAUGUGGAACUUAUAUGAACAGUGGUUGUCGUCAGGACAGUUGAACCAUUCAGCUAUGUUUUUGUGUGGUAUUACCAAGUAAAUGCUAAUUACAUUGCAGUGAAAGUGUGUAUUGUUUCUUUUCUAAACUUCUUCAUUUAAUGACAGCCAAUAUUGAGACUCUAGGUUGGGAAAGUGAUUACACUUUUUGAAUAAUUUCAGAGGUAAAACUUAAUUAUGAAACAACAAGAAGAGUAAUCCUAUCACAUUGUCUAACACUGGUUAUUA
This is a messenger RNA of Cryptotermes secundus, 4113 nucleotides long. RefSeq names its product amyloid protein-binding protein 2 (gene Pat1). NCBI's taxonomy places the organism in Eukaryota, Metazoa, Arthropoda, Insecta, Blattodea, Kalotermitidae. The transcript is spliced from 11 exons. Bases 58 to 1794 code for a protein of 578 amino acids. Gene Ontology annotation, molecular function: protein binding. Gene Ontology annotation, biological process: intracellular protein transport. The record is from RefSeq and is a predicted model, not a curated record.